UUCAUGGACCUAAGACAUCAACUAUGAUGAGUCUAGGCAACCUACCAAGAUAUUAUAAUGGAUUUCCUAAUUGUAGACAGGAAGAUGUAAGACUUAGUGACCCUGACAGCACAGUUAAAGUACAUGCUGAUAAACCUCACUUGGUCAGUUUGGGGAGUGGUCGACUGUCAACAGCGGUCACUAUUAUACCACUACAUAAUGGUAGAACAGAUAUAGGGACCGUUGAUGCUGAGGUACUACCAGACCUUAUUAUACAGGGGACAGGUGUUGAGGAUGACCAUUGUUAUAUAGACAAUAUACAUGGAGUGGUGACAUUGACUCCAUUGGCUAAGCUCUGCUUCAUAGAUCAGCAUCUUGUCUGUGAGCCUACCAGACUUACUCAGGGAUGUAUGCUGUGUUUAGGACGUUCAAACUACUUUAGAUUUAACCAUCCACAAGAGGCCAAGAAGAUCAAAGAAGCAUUGCCAAACUGUAGAAUCUCCUGUGCUCCAAUUGACUUUCUUCAAGAACUGGAUGUGAAUCCGGAGUAUAUGCAAGUGAUAUCUGACGCUGCUGCUAAUGUACAGAAACGAUCAUCAUCUGGUUCAGACAAACAGAAAUACCUGGACCGUUCUUCAAAUAAUUCAUGUUCAUCACCUAAACCUCCAUACUUGAAUAAAUCACCAAACCAGUCAUAUUCUGAGAGAUCUCCAAACCAUUCAUAUUCAGAAAAGUCACCGAAACAAUCUGUAAUUGAAAAAUCACCAAAACAUUCAUUCUAUGAAAAUGUGCCAAAACAAAAUUCACCAAAAACUUUAGUAACUAAUAACGGUGAUGAUACCGAAUUUCUUGACAAAGUGUCAAAAUUUGAACUUAUUUCGCAUAAUAGAACUUCACCAACAGUAAAAUCUCCUAUGCGAGUUAUGCCACCUGAUACUCCUUACCAAGGGUCACCAGUAAAUACUUUAACUAGGAGACAUAAUAGUUCAUCAGGUGUUUCGUCUCAUGCAGGUGAAAAAGUUUUCACUCGUGAAACUGUAACCACACGAGUGCCUGCUAGUUUCUUAUGUGGGAAAUCUACAACUGAGCGUGUGCCAAGUACAGAAAGUACAACUGAGCGUGUGCCAAGUACAGGAAGUACAAGUUCUAGCUCAUUAACAAGUGUCAGUAGUGGAGCAACAUUAUCGUGGAAUUCUGAUUCUCCAAAAUUAUCCAGUGACAAAACUGUUCAUAUAUCUCCUGCUGGAAGUAAAGGUAAUUCACCGAAUUCUAGAUCUCCACUCAACAGUGUUGCCAUUACUCCUAAACAAAAGGAGAAAAAACCUUUCAAUUUUACUGAAUCUGCAACAUCAAGAGUGAGAAACGCCACUGAUGCUGACCUCUUGGCCGAGAGCAUUAUAAAUGGUGACUUCCUUGGAACGUGUGACGUAGUUAGUAAUAGAAACACCUUUGAUGGUAUUGACUUUAAUUUUGACGAAUUAACUGCCAGUCAACAAGAUUUAACAAUGAAACAUCGUGAAAAUGUGGAAGAGAGAAAGAAAGAACAAGAGCAAGAGAAAAUAGAAAAACAAAGAUUGGAAGAAAUUUUAAACAUGUGUGCUGAUUAUGAAAAACAAAUAGAAGAUGAAAGAGUUGUGCAAGAAAGUCCAAAACCUAAAACUACUGCCUUUUCAAUGCAAAAGUUUUUAGAAAGAAAUAACAUAUCAUCUGAAGUGGAGAAACAAACAUUGCCUAAAGACAGUCUAGCUUAUGGGGUUGGACAGCAGUACUCUCAUUCAACACAUAAACAAGAGUCCUUUACUGCCUCUUAUCCAGUGUCUUCUCAUGUUGGUCAUCAGACAUUUUCUAACACUUAUUCUCCAACAUAUACAUCAUCUUCUUCUCAAGUGAAAUCUCCACACACUAUAAGUAAUGUGUCUCCUAUGAUGAAUGGACCAUACAAUUCUUACACAAGUAAUGCUGUAACUCCAUCUAAAGGAACACCUCCUCCUGUGUCACCAAAACCUGUCAUGACAAAAAGUUUUGAUACAUUUUCUACUUCUGCUCAUAAUGAUCUGAUACAACAAAGUACCCCUGUGACGAUGUCUAAACAAUGGACUAAUCAAGUACGGUCAAAGACACCAACAAAUAUUGGGGAUCAGGAUAACUUUUCUGGUGCUGUUACCUCAAAUUACAAUGGAGGGCUUCCAUUAGGAAAUAGAUCAAUAAAAGAAAACUCCUCAAAAAGAUUUUCACCUCCAGACUAUGAAAAUGAUUUUGUUGAUUCUGCAAAAUCUGUUUCUUUUUCUUCAAAUGUUGUACAACCUUCAUACAGUAUGUCAACAAUGGAUAGUAGUCAUGCUGGACAACAACAAUUUAAGGGGCAUAACUUGCCACUGACCAAGGGAAAUAACUCUCAGGAAAAUUCAAAUUCAGAUUUACAAGUGAUGUCAAAUAAAAAAGAAAUGUAUGUCUCUGACGAUGCUAGUCCUAAGCAUUGUACUGUAUCAAGUGAGAAUCAGUCUCCAAGAUUUGAUGAAAAUUCAUUCAAAAUCUCACAGGUUCAAAGACCAAAUCAAUUACCUAGUUUUCAUGACUUCACAAAAGAAGUUCAUUCUUUAGACAGAAAAGAUAAAUCUGAAUAUAGAGGAUCUAUGACAAAAAUAAAAACCAAUGGUUCAUUAGCAAUGCUGAAUUCACCAAAUAAUCCUCAUAAAGAUGUGGCGCAUGGUUUCCAAAUGAGACGAUGUAGUUCAAAUUCUUCAAACUCAGAAGAAGAAUCGACAAGUGGAACCAAUUCUGAAGAUACUGGAACUAUUAAACGUCGACCAGAAUUAAAUCGUAACAAAGAAAACUCUCUAGGAGGAUCUCCAUUACAAAGUCCACGUCUUUCACCCCGCAUGGGCAGCAAAAGUCCUCAAGUUACUCGACGUCAUUUUAAGGCAGAUGACAAGUCUAAUGAAUUACUCACGUCUCCUACAGAACAAACUCAAAGUGUUCAAAACUCAUUUGAUUAUUUCAAUUCUGCAGUAAAUGGAAUGGCUUUUAUUGAUGAUUCAUAUGAUAACCAGAGAAAUAUUUUGGCCAAUCAGAAUCUUGGAAAUUCUUUCAUUGAUGAGUCAUAUGACAACCAGAGAAAUAAUGUGACCAAUCAGAAUCAUGGAAUUGCUUUCAUUGAUGAGUCAUAUGAUAACCAGAGAAAUAAUGUGACCAAUCAGAGUUAUGGAAUAUAUGAAAAUCUUCAAUGUAGGAAUAAUUCAGUAACAAAUACUAGAAUGGUAAAUGGAUAUCAGUCCCCAGAAAGUAAUUCCAUUGAAAUGGACCAAUCAUUUUCGAGAUCCAGAUUAUCUGGAGGAUCAACAGGAAGUAAGAAGUCAGACGACAGGCUGACACCAGUAAAUAAUGAGGCUCCAGUUUCCAAAAGUAGAGAACGUCUGAGAUCAGAUUCUAGUAUGGAGUCCAGUACAAGCCUGCAGUUAGAUAAACUGAAACAUACCAAAGCUGAACUUAUAAAGAAUAUUGCCUCGUUAAAACAACAAAUUGUGGAAAUAGAAACACAAGAGAAUGAAGCCAUUAGAGAGUUGGAGAUGGAGCGAGCUUUACUUGAGGGGGAGCAUAACACAGAAAUGGAGGAGUUACAACAAGAGCAAGACAGAAUUAAUGCUUUGAAACUUCAACAGGCAGAACUCAUAGAAAGAUCAGCUAAAGAAAGAGAAAAAGAAAUAGAAAUAAUGGACAAGAAACAAGAAGAAUUAUUUGACCUUGAAAAGAAACACUUUGAAACAGAACAAAUGUUGGGUAGUUGUCAUGACAGGGAGAAAGAAAAGAUUAAGGAACAGUUCGACAGGGAACAGGAAUCAAUUGAACAGAAACAUAAAGAUUUUGAUGAUCUAGAAUUCAAACAGCUUGAGUCUGAGGCAAGAUAUGAGGAAGAGAAAGAGAAAUUACAAAAAAAGUUAAUGACUGACCAAAAUAAACUUCUGGAGAGAUAUAAAUCAAGAGAGAAUCGUUUGCAGCAGAUUGACUCACAACAACAUGACAUGUUAUCCAGUGUAAGAAAGGACAUAGAAAAUCUGGAACAAAGUCGACUGGUCUUAGUAGAACAACUAAAGAAGGAGAAUACAAAAUUAAGUGAGUUGAAGAAGACAAUAAAAACACAGACAAAAACAGCAGAAGACAUCUUAUCUGACGAGGAAAAACACGACAGUUAUUCAGACAUCAACCAGAACUCCUCUCAAAAAUCUUCUCAUUCAAGUUCAACAACUACAGUAACUAAUUGGUUAAUAAGCCCCACAAAUUCUGCCAAAGGCAGUACUCUUAUUGAACAAGAAAAGAAACGGCUAGUGGAACUAAAAAGGCGGGCUGCUGAUGAGGGGCGUGCUCAGUGGGAAGAACGCAAACUACGAGAGGCCAAUUGUAAAAGUUUUAAUUCAUUAGAAUCAGAAGAUUCCAGCGUUGCCAGUAGUUGUGAAACACCGUCAGAGAAAGAAACAACGAGUUUAAGUAGUGGCGAAGAUAAUUUGGAGAAAUUAAUGGAACUUGAAAGAUUACUAGCUCAAGCUCAGCAAGAAAAAAUGUCGCUGAUAGAGGAUCAGGUCAGACUUCGGGAAUCAGAAAUGCAAGCACUGCAUGAGGAACGUUCAAAGAGAGAAACGUUGGAGAGGAAACUUCAAGAAGAAACAAUGUUACGAGAAGAAUUAGUUCAACAACAAAUUAAGAUGCGUGAUCAUCAAGUUAAACAGGCUCGGCCAUUAACAAGAUAUCUACCAGUACGUAACACAGAGUUUAAUUUAAAGACACACAUUGAAACAGCUGGACAUCAUUUAGACAUGUGUCCACAUGUGACUGUAUCUCCAACAAGUUGUCGGGGAUUCUUACAUAAAAUGGGGAACAAGUUCAAAACAUGGCAUAAACGUUGGUUUGUGUUUGAUCGUGUAAAGCGAUCGUUAGUGUAUUACACGGACAAGACUGAAACAAGAGCUAAAGGGGGAAUAUAUUUUCAAGCUAUCGAGGAAGUUUACGUGGAUCACUUACGGACAGUUAAAAGUCCCAAUCAUAAACUGACGUUUUGUGUUAAGACAUUUGAUAGGACAUAUUACAUGGUGGCGCCCUCACCAGAAGCCAUGAGAAUAUGGAUUGAUGUCAUAUUUACAGGAGCUGAGGGGUAUCAACAGUUUCUUAGCUAAAUAUGUGUUACCAUGGAAACUUUUUUUCAUCUUGAUAAGUAUUUCUUGGUCACUUGCCUGGGUAUUUAUAGAUUUAUAAUUUGUGUCACAUUUUGUCAUAGUAAAUCCUUUACAAGAUAUUCAUUGUAAUUACUGUAUUUACCUGUAUUUAUGUACCUGGUGAUCAGAAGAAUUCUCAUAAUCUAGACUUUUAAAUAGUAAGACAGUAUUAAACAUAUUCGUUUAGCUGAUCCAGAAAUGUUUAAUACAACAUAUACAAUGUUAUAUAUUUGUCCAUGUCUUUCAUCUAUGAAAUGAUUUAAUUCCUUGAAGUGAAAUGCUUAAGUUUUUGCCAUUAUCAAAUUACUCUGUUUUCAACCUGAAUUAAACAGACAAAAUUUAAGGAUAUGAACAUUAUAUGAAAUAUCUAAAUUUUGUCUUUAUGUUUUAAAAUGCAUUGGUUAUUUUUUUGUUGCUUAAUAUAUAGGAAAGGUCAGAAAUAUAUACAAUGUAUUACGUUUAUACAGAAUUGUGAUUUGUAACUGGUUAAUCAGGUCAAAGAACAGUAUUUUAGUCAUUCUGUGGUCAGCGUAUUUUUGUCUAGUGCCUUGUAAUUUUUACACAGAUAUUUGAAUACUGCUGGUUGACUUUAGAUAUUAUUUACUGUGGUCAAACUUAACA
This is a messenger RNA of Mytilus trossulus (common blue mussel), 5804 nucleotides long. RefSeq lists its product as uncharacterized. NCBI's taxonomy places the organism in Eukaryota, Metazoa, Mollusca, Bivalvia, Mytilida, Mytilidae. The record is from RefSeq and is a predicted model, not a curated record. Gene Ontology annotation, molecular function: protein binding. The transcript has 16 exons. Bases 24 to 5144 code for a protein of 1706 amino acids.